GUUGCUCGCCGCCGCUCGCCCUUCCCCGCUGCAUCUUUCAUGGCAACAUGGCGAUGCCGGCGCAGCCCCGCCGCGCGGCUCCCCUCGGCCCGCUCCUGCUGCUCCUGCUGCUGGCCGCCCCCGCCGCCCAGGGCUACAGCUUCCCGCAGCACUACACGAUGCAGUACUGGACCAGAAGGCUGGAGCAGGAGAUCGAUGGAGUGAUGAGGCUAUUCGGUGGUGUCCAGCAGCUCAGAGGGAUCUACAAUGACAACAGGAACCUGUUCGAGGUCAAGGAGAACGUCCCCAAGAAAUUAGUGGAAAAAGUGUCGGGAGACAUUGAGAGCCUGUUGGCCAAGAAAGUUCAGGCUUUAAAGAGACUCGCUGGUGCGGCUGAGAAGUUCCAGAAAGCCCACCGCUGGCAGGACAACAUCAGGGAGGAGGAUAUUGAAUACUACGACUCCAAGGCAGACACGGAAUAUGACGAUCCAGAGGGAGAAGAGAUAGAAAGGGAGAAGUCCAACUCCUUGAAGCUGGAGUUUACCGAAGAUGUGAACUUCAAAACCAAGGUUAACUAUUCGUAUGCUGCCGUGCAGAUCCCUACGGACAUCUACAAAGGCUCCACCGUGAUCCUCAAUGAGCUGAACUGGACUGAAGCCCUGGAGGACGUGUUUAUCGAGAACCGGAAGGAAGACCCAUCUCUGCUGUGGCAGGUGUUUGGCAGCGCCACUGGCGUGACCCGCUACUACCCAGCCACCCCCUGGAGGGCUCCCAAUAAGAUCGACCUGUACGACGUCCGCAGGAGGCCUUGGUAUAUCCAAGGGGCCUCCUCUCCAAAGGACAUGGUGAUCAUCGUGGACGUGAGUGGCAGCGUCAGUGGCCUCACACUGAAGCUGAUGAAGACGUCAGUCUGCGAGAUGCUGGACACCCUUUCGGAUGACGACUACGUCAACGUGGCUUCGUUUAACGAGAAGGCAAAACCUGUGUCCUGCUUCAAGCACCUGGUCCAGGCCAACAUCCGCAACAAGAAAGUCUUCAAGGAAGACGUGCAGGAGAUGGUGGCCAAGGGGACGACCGACUACAAAGCCGGCUUUGAGUACGCCUUUGACCAGCUGCAAAAUUCCAACAUCACGCGAGCCAACUGCAAUAAGAUGAUCAUGAUGUUCACGGAUGGCGGGGAAGACCGGGUCCAGGAUGUGUUUGAGAAGUACAACUGGCCCAAUAAAACGGUGCGAGUGUUCACCUUCUCGGUGGGGCAGCACAACUACGACGUGACCCCCCUGCAGUGGAUGGCUUGUGCCAACAAAGGUUACUACUUCGAAAUUCCCUCCAUUGGAGCCAUCCGAAUCAACACACAGGAGUACCUGGACGUGCUGGGGAGACCCAUGGUCCUGGCAGGGAACAAAGCAAAACAGGUUCAAUGGACCAAUGUCUAUCAGGAUGCUCUGGGCCUGGGCUUGAUGGUGACCGGCACCCUGCCAGUGUUUAACCUCACGGAGGAUGGCAGCAGCAACAGGAAGAACCAGCUCAUCCUGGGCGUGAUGGGAAUCGACGUGGCUCUCAAUGACAUCAAGAAGCUGACGCCGCGCUACAACCUAGGGGCUAACGGCUACAUCUUCGCCAUCGAUCUCAAUGGAUACGUCCUGCUGCAUCCAAACCUGCAACCUCAGAUCAUCAAUUUCCGAGAGCCCGUGACCCUGGACUUUCUGGAUGCUGAGCUGGAGGAUGAGAACAAGGAGGAGAUCCGUAGAAGUAUGAUCGAUGGCAGCGAAGGGCAGAGAGUCAUCAAGACCCUGAUCAAAUCCCUGGAUGAGAGAUACAUUGAUGAAGUCAUCAGGACCUACACCUGGGCCCCUAUCAAAAGCACCAAUUACAGCCUGGGGCUAGCCUUGCCACCUUAUAGCACGUACUACAUCCGGGCAAACCUCAGCGACCAGAUUCUCCAAGUGAAGUUACCAAACAUCAAAAUGAAGGAUUUUGAAUUCCUGCUGCCAAACAGCUUUGAGUCCGAGGGACAUGUAUUCAUUGCUCCCAGAGAAUAUUGCAAAGACCUUGACCUGUCGGAUAACAACACAGAAUUCCUGGAAAACUUUAUCGCCCUCAUGGAAAAGGUGACCCCAGACUCCAAACAGUGUGACAACUUCCUCCUUCACAACCUGAUCCUGGACACAGGAAUCACCCAGCAGCUGGUGGAGAGGGUGUGGAAGGACCAGGACCUCAAUACGUACAGUCUCCUGGCCGUGUUUGCGGCCACGGAUGGUGGCAUCACCCGAGUUUUCCCUAACAAAGCUGCCGACGACUGGGAAGAGGACCCGGAACCCUUCAAUGCCAGCUUCUAUCGGCGCAGUCUAGACAACAGGGGGUAUAUCUUCAAACCGCCCUUCCGGGACCCCAGCUACAGAGGGCUGGAGCUCGAAAACAACACCAUUGGGAUCCUGGUCAGCACAGCCGUGGAGCUCAGCAUUGGCGGGAGGACCCUGAAGCCAGCAGUGGUUGGAGUGAAGCUUGACCUGGAGGCUUGGGCUGAAAAGUUUAAAGUCCUGGCAAGUAAUCGGACAGACCGGGAUCAGCUGGGAACGCGCAGGUGCGACCCCUCCACGAGCUGCGAGAUGGACUGUGAGGCCAACAACAAGGACCUGAUUUGCGUUCUCAUUGACGAUGGAGGCUUUCUGGUGCUCUCCAACCAGGAAGAUCAUUGGUACCAGGUGGGGAAGUUUUUCAGCGAAGUGGAUGCUAAUUUGAUGUCUGCCCUCUACAACAACUCCUUCUUCGCACGGAAGGAGUCCUACAACUUCCAGUCGGUGUGCACCCCGGAAGCUCAGAGCAACACAGGAGCUGCCCCCAGAGGGGUGUUUGUGCCCACCAUGGCAGAUUUCCUGAACCUGGCUUGGUGGACAUCAGCCGCCGCAUGGUCUUUGUUCCAGCAGCUCUUGUACGGCCUCACCUACAGCAGCUGGUUUCAAACAGAGGAUGUCACAGCAGACAGCAUGGAGUCCAGAGAGACCAGCUGCAUCAUGAAGCAGACGCAGUACUACUUCAGCACUGUCAACGCCACCUAUAAUGCUAUAAUUGACUGUGGAAACUGCUCCAGACUGUUCCACGCACAGAGGCUCGCCAACACCAAUCUGCUGUUCGUUGUAGCGGAUAAGCCGAUGUGCAGCCAGUGUGAGUCCACCAAGCUCCCUCAGGCGGAGAUACGAGCUCCACCGAGAGAUCCAAAUCAGUGUGAGCUGGUAGACAAGCCCCGGUACCGGAAAGGCCCCCACAUCUGCUUUGACUACGAUGCAGCGGAAGAUACCUCAGACUGCGGCAGAGGGGCCUCCUUCAAACCCUCCCUCAGCGUCUUGUUGUCCCUGCAGCUGCUGCUCCUCUACUUGACUGCCAGCCGCCAGCCUCUGUCCUCAGCAUCUUGCCUUUAAAACAUCCAUCUGGUCCAACCCAUCCAUUUUUCUUUUGUUUAAAACUCCAUCUCCAUUCUCUCCAGGCGUGUUGGAAAAGGGCAACUUCUUCUCGUCCCAUCCGCUCUGGUUACACCUUGGCUGUGGCUCAUGAGGACCUCCUCUCGCUCCACUGAGGAGCCUGGAAUAUCUUUUUAUUUUUCCUUUUGCUUUGUUUCCCAUCCUCUGCAACCUGGCCUUGCCUUUCUAGCGUCUCUGUGCAGCAGGUUGGCAAGAACUGAGCUUGAGCAAGACUUGGGGAAUCACAACCCAUUUGAGGCUUCUGUUCUUCAGACAGCGAGCGUCCUUGAGCUCUUGACUCCUUGACCCCGUCCUCUCCCUUCCAUUGAGCUGUUGGCCAAAUACGAAGAACAGUGACCUGGUUUUUUGGUUCGGUUUUCUUUUUUUUUCUCUUUUCCCUCAUGGAACCUGUGGAAUUCUGGGAGAUUUUGUAGUUUCCAUUGAGAGACGUCUUACCAUUUUGCUGUCUUAAAGUAUUUAACCAACACCGAUGCCGGAUUACUCUUGUAUUUGAGAUAAUCCGCCCUCCUGCCCUUCCCAUCCAAACAAAAACACAAAACAAAAUAGAAGAGAAAAAAAAGGGUGUUUUCUUGCCAAAUCGAGACAAGUCUUGUUAACUUCUCAACCAAUCACCGUGGCUUCUUGAACUAAAAAAACAACCGAUGUUAUAUUUUAUAAUGUCCUCAUUUGCUUCUCCAUGCCACCCAAUCCCUAGGUGCUUUCCAACACCGUCCCGUCCAAGUCUCACCUUAUUUACAUCCAUCUUAUCCCAAUCUUCAAUUAUUAUUUUGUAGCCUGAGGAUUUUAAACCAUAUCUUUCUACAUCUGCUUUCCAACGUUUUAGCCUGAAGAAGUACAAAUAUUUAUUGUCAGCAACAAGGACACACACACAAAAAAAGAAACUUGAAUUGAAUGUCAUGGUCAGUAUUAUUUAUUUAAAUUGAUAACUCUGUAGUGGGGAAGUGGGAGAGGGGAUCCAAGACCUUCAGCAGCCAUUCAUGUGCAUCAUUCUAGCCCUGGCAUACAGUGGGUGGGACUAACCAUGGCUAAGAAGAACUUUCUGGUCCAUGUUGUUGCCUCAUUCCCCAGAGACAGCCUCCCACUACAACCCAGGCCGGAUAACAGAUGCCCCUGGACAGUUAACCCAAGGGUACAUUGGCAGGAAGCUUGGCUAAGGGUUCAUGGGGCUCUCUCUGGACCAGACUACCACCACUGGGGUAGGCACUGCCCACUCCUUUGAGUAGCAUGCCCUGAUCUUGUGUGCUGAUUCAUUCUCCACCAGGCAUGCAGAGCUGGAGAGGAUCCAACAGGGCCUUUUAAAACACCCAGGGCCUGAUAUAAGGAGGGUACUGAGCCCUCACAGCUCCCAUUGACCUCAGUGGGGUUCAACACCUCCAAAAAACCCAGCCCAAGCUCGCCCCUGAGUGUAACUGUUAAGUCAGCAGAGAUACACCAGGGAGCAUUUGGCCCUCACCCCCCAAAUACCACCCCAGAGGGACUGGCAUCCAGGGCAGCUCUACUAGAGGAGGAGGGUCCCUGAACUGAGCCCCCCAAAAUGGCUAAGUGGUGCCCUCAUGUCACUCCCAUUGACUCCGCCUCUGAGGGGAGAGUUUAACCUGACGCACCUUUGGCCGUUGGUUGCCCCAUGUGAGCCUGGUGGACGCUUGGGAAGGGACAUGCGCUAGUGAGGGGUUUUGGCCACAGAGCAGGGGGUCAGGCCCCCAGAGGGGUAGGUUCAGUCUCCCGAAACAGCAUGCAGGGCAAGAGAAGGAGGAAGAUGCUACACAGGCACCAGUAACGUGUCAGGUGCACCACCAGCAGGGGGAUGCCAUGGUGCAUUUGACACAUUAUUCCCUGGGUGCCCACGGCCCUGGUUUUCACACUCGGAAUGCCUCAUUGCAUGAUGUGAGUUACCCUGGGCCUGUGAAGCACCCAGAUGUCUGGGAGAGGGCAGAACAUCUGGAUCUUAGGGUCUCGCUAACUGGGAGACUUGAGACUGACCCGUCUUUCAAGCAGCAGCCAGCACUUUCUGUCCCUGAUGUCACAUAUGUAUCCAGAUGGCAUCAGAUGCCCCCAACAUGGGCCUUUCAGAUUUGGUUUUAGGGGAGAGGGUUCUAUGAGCACCUGCCACUCAACUCAAGCCCCUGUCCCCCACCAAGAGCCCCUCCAGUUGUCUUCAUAGCGGCAUGUUUUAUGUCUGGGGCUGGCUUUUCAAAUCAAAGUCAGAAUCCCUCCCCCCAUAGCGAGUGGUGGCUAGAUGGGAUGUCAAAGCGGCAGGGCUAGCUCAGUGCCUGUCCUCAGCCAUUGGGGCUGUUCCUGGUGCACAGGCUGGGAUGCCAUUCUACACAGGUUCAGCUGCACUUGAGUACCCUCCCGACCCCAAAGCCCCCUUCUCUUCAGCCAAAUAUCUCCUCUGCCUCUUUGCAUUGGGUGGCCAGGAAAGGGGAAAGGACCCUCGCUCAUUGCUGCUUCAUGGGUGGGCGCAUAGAGCAACAUCAUGAGGGGCUGACCGUGGCCCCGACCUCAUCCUGUACCCUAGCUCUCGGUGUCUCCUGAGCCAAGAUUGCCUAGCCGUGCCAGACGGUGCGACUGCUUUGUGACAUGGGCAAACGUCUGUGAGGUACUAACUGAGAUCCCGCCCUAACUCCAUUUCCUUCCACUUCUCACCAAAGCCGGACUGAACCCCUGGGGUACAAACCAGCCUGUCGCUACCUUGCCCCCAUCUCUGUGUUUGCCUGAAGCCACGGAGCCAGGGAAUGUGUGUCCCCGCUCAGCAGCAAAUAGAAACCAAAGGCCAAGUGAGAGAAAACCAGACGUACGCUCCUAUAGAAUCUCCUUGAUUUUUGGUGUGUUGACACCUGGGCAGGAAGAGCUAGGAACGGGCAGGGGGUGGGGGGGCGUGCAUUGCUCUGCUCUGUGACACCAUAGUGUGGAGCCAAUAUACAGGAGCCACUUUGUGAGCUGCUUGUAUAACCAACUGGCUUAAGGCCCAGUGGAGUGUCCCCUGAGCUCGGAUGAGCCCUUUGUUUGAUCGCGCCCCUGUGACUGUAGCAGGCUGCUCCUUUCAGCUAGGAGAGCUCUCUGGUAGCUCACAGAGCAGGGGCUCAUGCAGAGGUUGUAUUUCCCUCCCCUGGCUGCUAGCGUGUGGCAGAGCCAGUUGCACCUGGAACAUGGACAGCGCAGCCCCAUCAGCACUGGCCAGCCAGGCUGCAUCGUCUCUGUGAGAACAGCGUCUCCUGAUCACGGCACCCUGCAGCCCCAGCCUGGGCUCCCAGAGCAAAGCCAGGCUCCUUCCCAUGCACCUGCCAUGCCCUGAAACAAGACAUUAGCCCCCUGGGGCAUUACUAGGCUAGCGCCCUCACUGUGCCCGCUUCCACCCUGGCACUACAGCUCUGUGCCUGCUGGGCAGAGCGUUUCCUGUGGUCCAGCAACAGCACAGCCCUUGUCAGAUACACCCCCCACCACACACACACUCACUCCAUGUGUGUACACAGCCACAUGCAGACACAUCCCCUCAUACCCACAAGAGAACACACACUCUUGUACGUUCACAGAUGCAUACACCAAACUGUGCACACACCUGGCCCACGUGGCUACCUCUCCUGUGAACAGCCACACGUACAUACACACACUCCCGCAUACACCCUAACACAAUCUUUGGUUCAGGGGGCCAUUUUGUGCUAAGCUACUGCCAUCACCCCUCAUCCAGGAGCCUGGUAGCACCAUUCCCCCUGUAUCCUUCCUCUGAUCCUGACACAAACUUCACCCAGCGGCCGCAGGGCCAGACAGGAGACCUGUCAGAUCACCCAGCACUAGAGGUGGCUUUUCCCCUUGAAUUCCCCUGGCACUAUAUUCGUUUUCCCUGGAGGAAAUCUUACUAGAUCCCACCAUUGCCAUGAGCACCCCAGCCCCUUUGCCCCCCAAGUUGUGUGCCCUGCAGGAGGCUGGCACUGCCAGCCUGAAGGUAUUUCAGAGGUCUCCCAGUGAAGCGCCAGCAGUGCAGAGUGCAGGUGAUGAGGUGGGGGUGGGGGAGGAGAUGGCUGGGGCAGAGUGUGCUGACAAAGUUGGGGAUGAGCUGGGGUAUGGCAGGAGAAGAAUGCAGAGGAUGAAGUGGGGGUGGGGU
This is a messenger RNA of Mauremys mutica (yellowpond turtle), 7560 nucleotides long. RefSeq names its product calcium voltage-gated channel auxiliary subunit alpha2delta 2 (gene CACNA2D2). Gene Ontology annotation, cellular component: voltage-gated calcium channel complex. NCBI's taxonomy places the organism in Eukaryota, Metazoa, Chordata, Testudines, Geoemydidae. The record is from RefSeq and is a predicted model, not a curated record. Gene Ontology annotation, molecular function: voltage-gated calcium channel activity. The transcript has 39 exons. Bases 48 to 3398 code for a protein of 1116 amino acids.